This is a messenger RNA of Ornithodoros turicata, 2019 nucleotides long. RefSeq lists its product as uncharacterized. The coding region runs from base 1 to 2019 and encodes 672 amino acids. The transcript has 4 exons. The record is from RefSeq and is a predicted model, not a curated record. NCBI's taxonomy places the organism in Eukaryota, Metazoa, Arthropoda, Arachnida, Ixodida, Argasidae.
AUGUAUACGUCCAGUACCGGAGAAGAAAAUGGCAAUGCCGUCGUCCUGCUGCAAACCUUCAGAGCAUGGCUCAUUGCAGACAACUGGUCAGCCUACGUACGGAGGUUAUUCGACGGCGGUAGCGAGAAGACGUUCAUCCGGCAAGAUGUCUCCAGGCGAGUGCUCGAAGAGCUAGAUGUCAGGAUUAACACGUUCGGUGAGGCCUCAGCGGUAGCAAGUGCUACUCGCCGCAGAGUUGUUGAAGUACGACUGCGAAGUCAAUACGUCCAGAGGGUGCACUGCAUCGAAGCAGUCGAGAUCCCCUUCAUCUGUAAGGACAUCGUGUCCUUACAUCCUCCAGACGACGUAUUCGUAGCAGCUGUGAAGACAAAAGGCGAACGUAUCGCUCACGAACUCUUCUUUCCAGGCAUGAAGUCGGAACCCGGUAUCGCGCUCCUUAUUGGAGCAGACCAAAUGUGGAACUCGGCUGGAUGUUCCAGGGACCAGCCCUCUCUCAAGUCUUCACUUGCCGAAGACACGAAAGCCUUUACCUGUGCACUACAAGUCGAAGUCGUCACGGGCGGAAUCCACUCGGACGUAAGGAAGCUCUGGGAGCUAGAAGGCUUGGGGAUCACAGACGACACCAACGAUAACAGACUGGAAGGCGAUGCCGUUAUGCUGUACUUCGAGAAUACGGUAGAGAAGAAGGACAACCGCUACAAAGCCAGUCUACCGUGGAAAACGAGUAGCACUAGUCUCGGGGAUAAUCGAAGGGUGGCGGAACGCAGGCUUGAGAAUCUGGUGAAUAAGUUGCGCUCCAACUUCAACCGGCUGUUAGACUACGACGGGGCCAUGCGAUCGUAUCUAAAUGAAGGACAUGCCGAAGUUGUCCACGAGUUCAAACCUACGUUCUCGGAACGUGUAUAUUACAUGCCUCAUCAAGGAGUGUUCCGUGAAAGUUCCGCGACCACCAAGCUACGAAUCGUAUUGGACGUUUCAUCCCAUGCUCCAGACAGUCACUCGCUAAACGAUUACCUUGAAAAAGGACGGAAACUUAACAAUAAAUUGCUACGACUGCUACUGCGCUUUCGUACGGAGAAGAUCGCUCUCGUAGCAGACAUAGCAAAAGCAUUUCUACAGAUCAUCGUAACGGAAGAGGACCCAACAAUCUCAUAUCAUUUGAGUCACGUGGAAGGACAUCUCGAAGAAACGGCCAAGAAGAUAGCAAAAUCCUUCUAUGUAAAUGACUUGCUAAAGGGAGCGCCAAACGAAGAUGAAGCAAAGCGAAUCUACGUAGAAUCCAAGGCUAUACUGAAGUUAGCUGGAAUGGAUCGGAGGAAGUGGGCGUCCAAUUCUCCAGUUCUUGAUCAGCUGUUCGAAGAACAAGAGUCCACAGGACAGAACUAUGCAAAUACAGAGACGAGACUUUUGGAAAAACUGUGGGAUCGUCAGACCGACCGGUUGAAGCUUCCGGAAAUGAGCCAACUUCACGGUCUUACCUCGAAGAAGUCUGCGAAACGAAUCGUGCUUCAAGUCUCUGCCUCAGUCUUCGACCCAUUGGGCCUUGCCUCUCCACUCACAAUACGCGCAAAAAUACUCUUUCAACGCAUUUGGCAACUCGGUAUUGAAUGGGACGAAGACUUGCCACCGGCAAUGACGAUGGAGUGGAUCAGCUGGUACGAGGAGUUUCCGCAAAUACAGAGACUGGAAGUACCUCGCUACGUAACCAGAGGAAUCAAGGAUUGCUUGGACGAUGUCCAAUGGGAAGAGGCUUCUCUUCCGUCUCUGGCCGAAGACUUCAACUUCAACGAACCAAGGGUUGCUGUAGAGAUAAGGUGGAAACUUCAGCAACAGAUGCUAAAUGCCUUUUGGAGGUGCUGGAGAACAGAGUACCUUCUGCAGCUGAGAUCAGCGCAUCAGGUCAAGGCCACCAGUGGGAGCCAAGCACCGCUACAAGUUGGGGACUUAGUCGUCAUCCACAACGAGAGAUUACCACGCCAUGUGUGGAAAACUGGACGAAUAACGGAUGUGUUUGUGUGA